CGCUUGAUCCUUUCUGUUCUGUCUUUUGACCCAGCCCUCUGCCCAUCUCUAGCCCGCCGUCCUUGACUUUUGAGUCGUUCCAAAAGCUCCUUGGGAUUACAGCUCCCCCCACAAAAGCCUCAUUUUUUUUGGCCGCCUCACGCGUUAUCACCAAGCGCUUGUCUCAAAGGUUCCAGAACAUCCCAUCCCUUCCUUUGCACCGCACCGGACAUCUCCAGUUUAUAAAUUCAACUUACCAUAGCACCUGUCGGGGUAGGGCCCAUCCCGGAUUUCAAUGUGAUCCGCUUGCUAACCACAUUCCUCGAAGAGCUCGUCCUUAUCAUUCGCUCCUUUUUUCUUUUUUUUUUUCUCUUUUUUUGGUCCUUCUUUGCCCCUCGUCCCGUCUCUCACCGGCCCACCUCGAGCUCUCUCCUCUUGUCCAUUGUCGAAAUCUCGCAGACUCAUGCUCGUGGUUGCUGUGACGGACCGGGAAUCCUGGCCAGGAAUAGUCCCCGAAGCUUGAACCGUUCCGAUAUCGUCUAUCCGGUCUGUGAACGUCCUAUCGCACCAAGAUGGAGCCGGUGAUAAGCCCGGGCCAUGUCAUGGCCGAAGAUAAUAUCAUUAAUCGCCGAGGAGGCGAGUCACUGUAUCAGAGCUGCGCCCACCUGAAGAAGAGACUCGCAGAAGUCCCUGGUUUUGAGCCGCAUCUGGCAGAGAUGGAGGCCCUAGAUAAAACUCAGGAAAUCAGUGAUCCCGUGGCGUCUGUAUGGAGGUGUUUGCAGAAUGGAUAUCCGUUGAUGACCAUCUUCAACGCUACUCAACCCGCUGAGCCAUUAACAUUGGACGAGAGUAAGGUUCAAGAACACCGAAGACCGAAAGCCGCAGCCUUCAAGUUCCUUCAAGCCUGCUUGCAAGACCUGGAAUUCCCUCAGCAGGAAUGCUUCCUCAUAACCGAUCUCUAUGGCGAGAAUACCACCGGCUUCGUUAAGGUUAUUAAAAUGGUUAAUCGUGUCCUGGAUAUCCUCGAAAUGCAAGGUCAACUUUAUAAGCCAUCGCCUACAAAUUCCGGUCCCGUUGAGCAACAAAGAACCAAGCUUACGCGACGAGAACAUAUCCUUAAAGAAAUGCUGGAGACUGAAAGGGAUUACGUCCAUCAUUUGCAAAAUCUACAGGCCCUUAAAAAGGAGCUCGAAGAGACCGGUGCCCUGAAUGGCGACUCAAGCCACCAAAUUUUUCUCAACUUAAACAAUCUACUUGACUUCGCGCAGAGGUUCCUUAUCCGGAUGGAGCAGCAUAAUGCACUUCCGGAAGAAUCUCAGAACUGGGGUGAGCUGUUCAUCAAUCACCAGGAAGGUUUCCGGCAAUAUGAGCCUUUCAUCGCCAACCAACUUCGCUGCGAUGCCGUUUGUUUGCGUGAGUGGGAUAAGAUCCACGCAGCUCCGCGAUCUCUUGAUCUUCAGCAGAUGGUGGCCCAGCUGUCAACCUUAAACGGCUUCUUCGUAAAGCCGUUUCAGCGCCUGACCAAGUAUCCUCUAAUGCUCAUGGAAUUGAAAAAGCAGACAGAUCGAGAAGAUCUCAGCGCCGAUAUCACUACUGCCAUCGACAUCAUUCAACUAGUCCUGGAUCGUGCGAAUAGCGCUAUCGAUAAAGAGCACCUGGCCGCCGCGGUUCAGGAUUUGACCAACAGGGUGGAUGAUUGGAAAGCUCUUCGAGUCGAAGCGUUCGGCGAAUUGCUCCGUUUUGGAACCUUCAUAGUAAUAAAGGGUGAUGCUGGAAAGGACUCGGAAAGAGAGUACCACAUCUAUCUUUUCCAACGAAUACUUUUGUGCUGUAAAGACAUAAAUCCGAAUAAACAAAAGUCCAAGCUGAUGGGCAAAGAUAAACCGAAUCCGAACACUCAAAAAGGAAAAGCUCGUCUUCAGCUAAAGGGCCGGAUAUACAUGGCAAAUGUGACAGAGAUACUAUCUCUUCAGCGGCCAGGCUCCUAUAAGAUUCAAAUAUUCUGGAAGGGCGACCCCGGUGUUGUGGACAAUUUCUCGAUUCGAUACCGGGAUGAGGAGACUAUGCGCAAGUGGUAUAAAGAUAUCGAUGCUCAAAGAGCUCUCCAAGUUGAAGAACGAAAUACUUCGCGCAGUGGUACCUCCGAAACGGAAUUUACCUAUCUCAAGAAUGCAAAGAUGCAAAAUCCUUAUGCAGAAGAGUAUAACGCAGACGAAGACCUGGCCCCUGCAGUCUCGGAGCUCUCGAUGUCACGUAAUGCGUCCAGUACGAGUCUUCGAGCUCGAUCAGGGACAGGUGGCAGCGGAGGAUCCGGUCCACCUGUAUCCCGUCCGCCCCGGUUCCCGAUGCCGGAACCACCUCUUUCUCUCCACACACAAUUCUCUCCUGGAGCUCUAUCUCCUGGAGAGCGACUCGCCGGCUCAUAUUUCUCCCCUGUGGCUGAAAUACCAUCGUCCACGAGGUCAAGCUCAUCGACUACAUUUUCCUAUUCUCGGCAAGGCACUCCAUCUAGCCAAUGGAAUGAAGACUCCAAUCGUUAUACCGCUCCAGCAAUGCCCAGAGCAGGAUCACGGGAUGGGCCUACCUCUUCUCCGUACUACAGCAAUCCUCCUCGUGUGACCCAGCGUCCUUCAUUGCCUCCACUAUCGUCUCAAAACCCCCAAAACCCCGCGCAAUCCAGAAUGCGCUCUGCCAGUAGCCCCGAUAUUCAUAACCAUAAUCUCCCUGAUUCGGCUCGUCGUCAUCUGAAUGGCCAUACAAUGCAAACAGUGGACAAUGUGCCCGUUCCACCCAUUCCAGCGAAUAUUGCCAACAUGAGAACCCCCAUCAAUCGAAGCCAAAGCAGUUCCCCCGGUACAAUGCCGCCACCCCAGUCGUUGCGUCCCGGUUUUACCGAGCCUCAAUAUGCGCAAGGCCGUGAGACCCUUCGUUCGCAACCUUCUCUGACGUCGAAUCCUUCCAGCCUUUCCUUGAAUCAAGAGGUGGAGAACAUCAUGCCAGCCCAACUGAAAGCCAAGGUUAACUUUAAUGACAACUAUGUUACACUAGUGAUUGCAAGCAACAUUCUUUAUCGUUCCUUGACUGACCGGGUUGAUGCGAAACUCGCCCGAUUCACAACGCGUUCAAUUGGUGCCAAGUCGGCAAGGUUGCGCUACCGGGAUGAGGAUGGUGAUUUUGUUACUAUUGACAGCGACGAAGCUGUCCAGUUGGCGAUUAUGGAAUGGCGUGAGCAACAUCAGAAUAUGCUCGCAAAUGGGCAGGUUGGAGAGAUCCAGCUGUUCUGCCAGCCAGUUGAGAACUGAGUUAGACUGUGGUUAUUUUGCACACUGUUCGUCCCCGUUGAUUCCCUGCAUUCAUGGCGUAUACGGAGCUAGCCAACACCGUCGAACGGGCUUUUGCCCUUUGCAAGUUUGUCUUUGUGCCACCGCGAUAGCGAUCGGGAGUUUGCGAAACGAUGACCUUUUCAAAACUCUGGUCAUCAGUUUAUAUUCCCAAGUCGAUAAUAUUUUUCAAUGCGUUCAAGGGACAAGAAAUUCUCAAUAUAUAUCAUAUCAACUUCGUUCCUUGCUUAUGAUCUCUCAUCCCAUCUCUGCCGCAACGGUGAAUCUAUGGAUCUUUUUCGGAUCAGAUCAUGUGCGGCUGAUCUUGGUGAGCUUAUAACUUCGCGGCUAAUCCGGCCAUGGCUUCGUCUCUGUUUUGGGUCUGUGGAGUUUGAUGUUUACGAUUUUCUGUUCUCUGUUUUAUCUAAGACAUGACCGUAUGACUCUAAUGUAUUCCCCCUUACCUGCUACAUUUUUCCUUCCUGGUUCUGGCUUUGGUCCCUUGCUCCCCUCCCCUACGCGUUGCCCCACCUCUUGCGGUGUUGCCCUCCCUCUAACAUUUCCCCAACCCCGUCCCUAUGUGCAAAUAAUUUAGGAAGCGGAGAUAGAUAUUCUUGUGAUUUUACUUUUGCCUCUACCAUUUUGACAUAUCGUUGACAUAUCUCGAGAGAUUACACCCAUGUGUAUAACAUU
Coccidioides immitis RS is the source of this 3992-nucleotide messenger RNA. Its product is annotated as rho guanyl nucleotide exchange factor. The coding region runs from base 552 to 3281 and encodes 909 amino acids. Gene Ontology annotation, cellular component: nucleus; mating projection tip; division septum. The transcript has 5 exons. Gene Ontology annotation, biological process: establishment of cell polarity; septin ring organization. The record is from RefSeq and is a predicted model, not a curated record. Lineage: Eukaryota; Fungi; Ascomycota; Eurotiomycetes; Onygenales; Onygenaceae. Gene Ontology annotation, molecular function: guanyl-nucleotide exchange factor activity; protein binding.